GGACCUGUAAGGAGAUGAAGCUACCUAGCAGGCUAGGGAAGGCCCCUUCCCCAUCUGACUUUCUGGAUAAACUCAUGGGAAGGACAUCUGGGUAUGACGCCCGCAUUAGACCCAACUUCAAAGGUCCUCCUGUGAAUGUCACCAUCAACCUGUUCAUCAACAGCUUUGGGUCCAUCACAGAAACCACUAUGGACUAUCGGCUCAAUGUGUUUCUACGGCAACAAUGGAACGACCCACGACUAGCCUAUAAGGAGUACCCUGAUGACUCUCUGGACCUGGAUCCUUCCAUGUUGGACUCCAUCUGGAAACCUGACCUUUUCUUUGCCAAUGAAAAAGGGGCAAACUUUCACGAAGUCACCACAGACAACAAACUGCUGCGGAUAUUCCAAAAUGGGAAUGUCCUCUACAGUAUCAGGUUAACGCUGAUUCUGUCCUGCCCCAUGGAUCUGAUGAACUUCCCUAUGGACAUUCAGACGUGCUCUAUGCAGCUGGAAAGCUUUGGCUACACCAUGAAUGACCUGUGUUUCCAGUGGCUGGACAUUGGCCCUGUGCAGGUGGCUGAUGACCUGAUGCUUCCUCAGUUUGUGUUGAAAGAGGAGAAAGACUUAGGCUACUGCACCAAGCACUACAACACAGGUAAAUUUGCCUGCAUCGAGGUAAAGUUCCACCUGGAGAGACAGAUGGGUUACUACCUGAUCCAGAUGUACAUCCCCAGCCUUCUCACCGUCAUCCUCUCCUGGGUCUCCUUCUGGAUCAACAUGGACGCCGCCCCAGCUAGAGUGGGCCUUGGUAUCACCACAGUGCUCACCAUGACAACACAAAGCUCUGGGUCCAGGGCAUCCUUGCCUAAGGUGUCUUAUGUGAAGGCCAUUGAUAUCUGGAUGGCUGUGUGUCUUCUUUUUGUGUUCGCUGCACUGCUGGAGUAUGCAGCAGUAAACUUUGUCUCACGACAGCACAAAGAGUUCUUCAGACUGAGGAAAAAUAUCAAAGAACAACAGCGGCAGAGAACUCAGGGAAGUGGUGAUAGCAGCAAAGUGAAAGGUAACAGCGUGCCAGGCAACAACGCCUGCCAGGGGACCUUGUCUGGCCCUCAGCAGUGCAGUGUCUGUGCCAGGGAGCAGGAGCUGGCAGAGCAGAGCCAGGCCUAUUUUCUCCAUAGUUAUGGAGUAGCAGAAGAUGCACCACCAGAGAUGGAUGCCCCAAUCUUUCAGGCCUUACCUCCUGGGUUUCCACUGUAUGACAUCCGCAGGCGGUUUGUAGAUCGGGCAAAAAGGAUUGACACUAUAUCCAGGGCUGUGUUCCCGCUGAGUUUCCUCUGCUUCAAUGUUUUCUAUUGGCUUACCUACAAAGUGCUGCGGAAUGAAGCCAUCCGAGCUACUCUGUGACAAACCAACAUCUGAGGACUGAAUUAUAUCACUAGAAACCAGUACGGAGUUGAAUCUAGUCUUCAACAGAACACUUUGAGACAACGUUAGAAAUCCAUCAGCUGUGCCAAUGGAAAAAUAACUGACUGCAUGUCCAGUUCCAUUUAUUGUUUAUGAAAGUAAGCAAACCUGAUGUCUCUUCCAAGUGUCAUCCUUAACCAUUUGUUUUUUGUACAAUUCCAAUGGAAUGCACUAAUGGUAUAUAGGCCUUCUUGCACUACGGAUACUUUUAAUGUCACCCCCAUGGAGAGCACAAGCCCAGAUAUUGAAACAGGACUGCAUGGAAAAUGUUGGACAUAUUGUAAAAUAUAUAUUUUUUGUACUCUUGUGGAUUGCCACAUCAUAAACCCCUACAAAUAUAUUGAUUUCAACCUAAUAUGGUACACUUUAUGUAAUAGUACAUUAUUGGUACAUGAAUAAACAGAAGUGAAUGCUGGACAUUUUGAAUUGUCUAGUUAGGUAAUGUCCUUCAUUAUCGUACUGUGUCAAGUAUUGGCUUUGUCAUCCUCAAUGAAUGCACCUUGGACUUGUUUAAAAUGGUCAAAUAAACAAAUCAAAAAGCCAGAUGAA
This is a messenger RNA of Coregonus clupeaformis (lake whitefish), 1994 nucleotides long. RefSeq names its product glycine receptor, alpha 4b (gene glra4b). Gene Ontology annotation, biological process: regulation of membrane potential; chemical synaptic transmission; chloride transmembrane transport. NCBI's taxonomy places the organism in Eukaryota, Metazoa, Chordata, Actinopteri, Salmoniformes, Salmonidae. Gene Ontology annotation, molecular function: glycine binding; chloride channel activity; transmembrane signaling receptor activity. The transcript is spliced from 9 exons. The record is from RefSeq and is a predicted model, not a curated record. Bases 15 to 1385 code for a protein of 456 amino acids. Gene Ontology annotation, cellular component: plasma membrane; neuron projection; synapse.